Lithohypha guttulata is the source of this 2712-nucleotide messenger RNA. RefSeq lists its product as uncharacterized. Gene Ontology annotation, biological process: regulation of transcription by RNA polymerase II; DNA-templated transcription. The transcript has a single exon. Gene Ontology annotation, molecular function: zinc ion binding; DNA-binding transcription activator activity, RNA polymerase II-specific; RNA polymerase II cis-regulatory region sequence-specific DNA binding. The coding region runs from base 1 to 2712 and encodes 903 amino acids. Gene Ontology annotation, cellular component: nucleus. The record is from RefSeq and is a predicted model, not a curated record. NCBI's taxonomy places the organism in Eukaryota, Fungi, Ascomycota, Eurotiomycetes, Chaetothyriales, Trichomeriaceae.
AUGGGUCAGAAGCGGCGUCGCAUCGCUCUUUCCUGUGUUGAUUGUCGUCGAAGAAAGGUCAAGUGCGAUCGCACCCUACCUUCUUGCAUUCGCUGCCAAAAAGGUGGUAAUGGCAACAAAUGUUCCUACGUUACAUAUACAGGCUCUCACGAUGCGCCAUCUGAGGGUCACACCUCAUCUGAUCCCGAGAGAUCGAGAAGAUCGAGAGCCAGCAGUCAUAAUACUUGGCGGGAUGAAGCAGAGCAAUACGAGAGUACUGCUCACAACAAUGCAAACGCGAUCCUGAGCGUCGAGGCAGUGGCCCGCCCUACCCCAGUUCAGGUUUUACCUCGUUCCGGACCAAUCGCAACUGACUCAAGCACAGCGCCUACUGAUUACAGAUAUGCCCAGCUUCGCAACCGACUCAUCGAGCUUGAGACAUGGGUUUACGCUGCUGGUGGUAAGCCGACGUCGAAAGAGAUGAACUUGGGUCUACUAAACCCAGUCGGCCCUGGUGCUGCUGGUGAGCGGAAUCCAUACUCUGACGAAUAUGCGAUCGGCGAUCAAGAGAAAGUCCUCCUGCAAGGCAAGUCCUUCAAGACAAAAUACUUUGGACCAAGCAACACGCUCUCGAUUCUGCUGCAAUUCGAAGAUUUAUCAAAAUUCGUCAAAGAGAUACUCCUUGCUCUACCAUGUUUGCAAGACGCGAAGUACUCCAUUUCGAAGAUACGCCAGAGAGAGAAGCAUGCUGCUAAGCAACCAUAUGACAUAUCCAUUGAGUCGCUUAUAGCAAUGGUACCUGAGAAAUCAUAUGCUGAUCGCCUCCUUCACCACUACCUUGACACGGUCGAAACCACAUACCGAAUAGUACAUGUUCCCACACUUCUGAAGGACUACGAAGCAUAUUGGCGGUCGCCCAAGGACACCAACCCCGGAUUUGUAGUGCAGCUACUCGUCGCCAUGUCUAUGAUGGGUUGCAUAGUUCCAGGAGGUGAAGAAGGUUUUGUUGGGCGUAGUUCAGCAAAGCGUGAACUCGCCAGCCAUUGGAUCAAUGUCUGCAAUUACUGGCUAGAGUGUCAGAGUCAAAAACAUGUUUCUUUAUUGAUCUACCAACUUCACAUUCAACUGUUCUUAUCAAAAGCACUUAAUUGUAUCAAAGUCAAACGUUUCUGGACCGACAGUGGAGCUCUUGUUCGACGUUUCAUGGCUGCUGGUCUGCAUCGAGAGCCGACUCUGCUAUGCAAUAGGGUCAAUACAUUCGAUUGUGAAAUGCGAAGAAGAUUGUGGUAUACAGCACUUGAGAUCGACUUGCAAGUAACUCUCGAUAGAGGCAUGACGCCAACGAUAGGUUCUAUGGAUUGGGACACGAAUCCGCCGUCAAAUAUCGACGAUGAAGACCUUAACACCAACACUAGCGCAUUGCCGGACCCCAAACCACGUAGUACUUUUACACGAUCAUCCUAUCUAGCUUGGGCUGCAGAGUCUCUACCGCUUCGUGUAGAGGUUCUCUAUAAGGUCAACAGUAUUCGUAACGCUCUAGAUCACGACACCAUAACCAUGUAUGACCACAAGAUCAGACUAUUGCUCGAUGAUAUUCCGAUAGCUGGAUGGAGGGAGGCUGCGAUCCAGAACAGCCCACAACAUCGACAUCAAAGCACCUUAUCCGACCUCCCAGCCUCUACGCUGGCUCCUCCUUCGUCGCUUCUGAUCUCUGCCCCUGGAAGUCUUGUGCCAUUGACCCUAUCACAGUGCAUUUUGAGAGAGUACCUCGUCGUCCUUCAUCAACCCUUUCCCACGAAUCGAGAAUUCAAACAAGCACACUUUCACUCUCGCAUCAGCCGUCGCUAUGCCUGCAUCACCAACAUCCUCCUCUAUAACCCCCAACUCAGUAUAGCUGACGCUACGGGAAGAUGCACCGUCCCUGCCGAACUUCAACUCUCCUCAAUACAGCGUCGCUUUUUUGCCUUUAUUCGCGAAGACUUUGGCCGAUCUGCGCUUUCCCUUGCACACUCCUUCGUUGUCGCUACAAGCCCAAGCCACAACACCGGUAUGUUACACGUCACUGAAGACCGACACCUAAUAGACAUGGUCGAAGCUGUGGUGAACAUGCUUGACGAUCGAGUCCGCAAUCUCGGACAAGGCUUCCAUGGGUACUGGAUAAUUUCCUCCGCACUUUCAUUUGUGCAUAGUAAGCAGAAUCCUGAUGUACCUCGUAGCCAUUUUGCGCGUGCGGCGGCAGACAGAGUUUUCAAAUUGCAUAGUUAUGUGAUGGGAGGACAAUUACCACGAGCAAAGAGAUUGAUUUUGCCUAUGCCUGACCGACUGGCGAUGACCAAUGGUGAUCAGCGGAGUGUAAGUCCGGAAUCUGUCGCCAUAAAUGAAGGUUCUCAGCGUAGGAAGCAGCGUAUCGACGGGGUUACGAGAGCGCAAAUGCACCAACCAGCGACAAGCGCAACCACGGGUGCAGGUGUCUAUACACAGGAUCCAAAUCAGAACAUUCACAGUAAUGGUGAGGGUUUGCUAGUGCCAGCUUCGAGCCACAUAAACGACGCCGUCGGGAACUUGAGCUAUACUGAAACCACUGCAACAACGACUGUACCAAUGAAUAAUGGCACUCAAGACGAUGGAUUCAUGGACGAUAUGCUAUUGGGCUUGGAUGAAUGGGACUGGACGCAGGUCAUGAGUAUUGACCCGACAGGAUUCAUGAUGGGGACUUUAGAUUAUGCUUCGUAA